AACAUACAAUUUAGCACACUUGUGAGAUAAAGCCUCGAGAGCUCUCUUGCGCAGAGCCUGCUCCGCUGCGGGCAGGCAGCAUUCUCGGUCUUCUCUGGAAGCAGGAGGUUUCAAGCGUCAUACUGAUAAGAUAAAGUAGCUGCAAUGUCGGGCCGAGGUCGCGGCGGCGGUGGAGGCUACGGUGGAGGCGGGGGCUAUGGAGGCGGUGGAGGAGGCGGCCGUGGCGGCGGCGGCGGUGACCGCGGCGGCGGCGGAUACGGCGGCGGCGGUCGCGGCGGUGGUGGCGGUGGUGGCUAUGGCGGUGGCGGUGGCGGCGGUGGUCGUGGAGGGGGCGGUGGCGGUGGCUACGGCGGUGGCGGCGGACGCGGAGGCGGUGGCGGCGGCGGUGGCGGCGGUGUGGUGUCUCCGGCGCAGGCGGCGGCCUCGCUGGACGCCAUCCUCAAGUCCGCCAAGUCCCUCACCGCACCCGUCAAGGUGGAGACCACCGCCGACGGCCGGCCGCUGGGCAUCACUCGGCGGCCCAGUGCGGGCAGUGUGGGCAAGGCGGUGGCGCUGCUGGCCAACUACUUCGCACUGGCCACCACACCCGCCUUCCCGGGCCAGGCCUACCACUAUGAUGUGGAGAUCCGCUCCGUUGAGACCCCCGGAGGUGGUGGUGGUGGCGGCCGCGGCGGCGGCCGGGGCGGCGGCCGUGGCGGCGGCCGCGGCGGCCGUGGCGGCGCCGCCCCCGCGCCCGCCACUGCCGAGGAGUCUGCCGGCGCGCCUGCCGCCGAGGCGGGCGGUGAGGACCUGCCGCCGCGCCUGGCACACCGCGUGAUGGCGUCGGCGGCGGCGGCGCACGGCUGGCCGGCGGGGGCGUGGCGCUUCGACGGCCGCAAGAACCUGUUCCUGCCGGGAGAGCUUCUGCCGCGCGAGGUGCGGGAGUGGCCUGUGACGCUCAAGCCGCGCGAGGGCGACAAGAGUGAGCGCGACAAGGGCUUCGUGGUGACCACCAAGUGGGCGGCGUGUGUGGGGCUGACGCAGCUGCAGGACUACCUGGCCAGGCGGCAGCAGACGGCGCCGCGCGACGCCAUGCAGGUGUUGGACAUUGUGAUCCGGCACGCCUUCGCGAUCGACCCGCGCUGCACCGUGGUGGGCCGCGGCUUCUACUACGGCGGGGAGGGCGUCAUGCCGCUGGGGGGCGGCGCGGAGGUGUGGAGUGGAUUCCAGCAGUCCUUCAAGGCGGUCCAGGCCGGCCUCACACUCAACCUGGACUCCUCCUUCGCCGCCUUCAUGUCCGCCCGCCCGCUGCCCGAGCUGCUGGCGGAGGGCGCGGGCGUGCGCGGCGGCCCGGCGCAGCUGGCGGCCGCCGACCCGCACCGGCUGAGGGCGGCGGCGCGGGGGCUGGCGGGAUUCAAGGUGGAGUUCCCCAUGCCCGGCGGCCGCGCGCGGCGCAAGGCGCUGGUGGGCCUGAGCGAGCAGGGCGCCGACCGCACCAUGUUCAUGAACGAGAAGGAGGGGCGUGAGAUGUCGGUGGCCGAGUACUUCCGCUCCACGGGCCGCCCGCUGCGCCACCCCGGCCUGCCCUGCGCCAACGUGGGCGACCGCCGCCGCGCCGUGUUCAUUCCCGUGGAGCUGUGCACUGUGGUUGCUGGCCAGCGGCGCAUGAAGCUGGACGCCACGCAGUCGGCCGGCAUGAUCACCGCCGCCAAACAGGACCCGGCAGUCAAGAAGGAGGCAUGCGACAAGCAGGCCAAGCGGGUGGCUGAGGCUCUGGCGGCGGGCGGCACGGACAGGUGCUGGGGCCUGAAGCUGGCCACUGGCAUGCUGCCGGUGCAGGGCCGCGUGCUGCCCAACCCGGUGCUGCAGUACGGCGACCCGCAGGCCUUCGACGCGGGGCCGCUGGGCAGCUGGAACCUGCGCAAUGUCAAGUUUGUGGACCCGCGCGCUCUGGACUCCUGGGGCGUCGCCGUCAUGAUGAACCAGGCGGACGUGGACUUUGACGGCGACAACAGCCUGUGGCAGUUCCUGGAGGACCUCACCGGCGGCAUGAUCCGCUGCGGCAUGCGCGUGGCCAGCCCCGUCACCGCAGCCAGCACAGACAGCCCGCCCGUGGAGUUUGGCGGCAUGCCGGGCGGCGGCGGCCGCGGCGGCGGGCGCGGCAUCGAGGCCACCAUGCGCGCGGCGGCGGACGCGGCGGCGGCGCGGUACAAGAAGCCGGCGCAGCUGGUGCUGGUGGUGCUGCCGGAGAAGACCGCGGACGAGUACCGGGAGGUGAAGCGCGUGUCGGACAUUGAGCUGGGCAUACCCAGCCAGGUGGUGGUGGCGUCCAAGGCGCGUGUGGGCUACCGCGCGCACAAGGGCGGCGGCCCGCAGUACUGCGCCAAUGUGGCCAUGAAGAUCAACAACAAGCUGGGCGGAGUCAACGUGCAGCUCAGCGGCGGACUGCGCAACAUGCCGGUGCUGGGCGGCGCGGGCGCCGUGCCCUUCAUGGUGCUGGGCGCCGACGUGACGCACCCCACCGGCGCCGCGGCGCGCGCCGACAGCCGCGACCCCUCCGUGGCGGCCGUGGUGGCCAGCCUGGACGCCAGCCUGGGCCGCUGGGCCAGCCGCGUGCUGCUGCAGGCGGGGCGGCAGGAGGUGAUCACGGGCAUGUGCGGCGCCACAAAGGAGCUGCUGCUGGAGUUCUACAGGGCAAACAAGCAGGUCAAGCCGCAGCGGCUGGUCAUGUACCGCGACGGCGUGUCGGAGGGCCAGUUCGAGCAGGUCCUGGCUGAGGAGUACACGGCCCUGCGCCGCGCCUGCCGCGAGCUGGAGGAGGGCUACCGGCCCGCCAUCACCUUCGUGGUGGUGCAGAAGCGCCACAACACCCGCCUGCUGCCCAGCGACCGAGCCGCGUCCGACCAGAAGGGCAACGUGGUUCCGGGCACUGUGGUGGACAGCGGCAUCACCGCCCCGGACGGCUUCGACUUCUACCUCAACAGCCACGCCGGGCUGCAGGGCACCAACAAGCCCGCCCACUACCACGUGCUGGUGGACGAGAUCGGCUUCGGCGCCGACGGCAUCCAGCUGCUCACCUACUGGCUGUGCUACCUCUACCAGCGCACAACAAAGUCGGUCAGCUACUGCCCGCCCGCCUACUACGCCGACCGCGCCGCCUUCCGCGGCCGCACGCUGCUGGCCGCCUCCUCCUCCGCCUCGGACAGCGCCUCCGAGACCGCCUCCCGCAGCGGCCGCGGCGCAGGCGCGGCUGAGGGCGGCGCCAGCGCCCCGCCCACCUUCGCAGGCAUCCACCGCAACCUGACCAACGUGCUGUACUUCAUGUAGAGAGAGAGCGCUGGAGCGCACAGCACGAGCGGCGGCGACUUGCGGGGUGUCUUUGUGGGGGCUGGAGUGAGGGGGGAUGAGGGGAAGAGGGCGGAGGGAGGCCGGGUCGAGGCAGUGGGCGGCAGCAGUUGCCUGCUGCCGCGGAUGUGGGUGUGGUAGUCAGAGACGGCAGUUGGCGACAUGUGCAAGCGGCGGAUGCUGUUGUGCAUCUCGUCAGACAUCCGGGGGGAGGCUGCGGCAGUAGUGUUGUGUUUCGGUUGCGGCCCUUAGGGCUGGGUCCCGGCAUGAGUCAGCAGCAGUAGUGCCUCAUAGAUGGCCGCAUGAGGUCGGCGCGGGAGAGGCGGAAGUUGUGCUGCGAGGUGGAUAUGAUAUGAAGGUAACAGGAUCAACCAGGUAAUCAAGCGACUAGGAGGACAUUGCGGCGGAUGUCCGGACAGGGGCUGUGCGGGCGGCAGCGGCGAUGGUGACGGUGGUGGAAGCUGACGCAAUGUAGGCGGCGGGCGCAGCUGCACACCUGCUCGGACGGGAUGUGGUGUGCCGGACUGGCCGAAGUUGGGAUGUGCGGGUCAUGCGGACGCGGUGUGGCCGUGUGGGGAAUGCGGGCGAUGCAGGGAGAAAGCGGGUGCUGAGACGUUGUUGCCGUGAGUAGUCAGCCAGCCGCGGCAGGUGUGCACGGCGCGUGCUGAGGCGUGUGCGAAAGGACCAUGUCGACAAACACAUAAAACGUAUUGUAAUUGCAUCACAGU
This is a messenger RNA of Chlamydomonas reinhardtii, 4052 nucleotides long. RefSeq lists its product as uncharacterized. The coding region runs from base 145 to 3306 and encodes 1053 amino acids. Gene Ontology annotation, cellular component: cytoplasm. NCBI's taxonomy places the organism in Eukaryota, Viridiplantae, Chlorophyta, Chlorophyceae, Chlamydomonadales, Chlamydomonadaceae. The record is from RefSeq and is a predicted model, not a curated record. Gene Ontology annotation, biological process: regulatory ncRNA-mediated post-transcriptional gene silencing. The transcript is spliced from 25 exons. Gene Ontology annotation, molecular function: protein binding; RNA binding.